AUGACUACGGGAACACUAACCGUUGCGUUUCUGGGCAUUGGUGUCGCUGUGGUUUCCAUCGUCACUUUACUGAAAGCCGCCAAUGUUCCCGGAGCGGUGAAAGCUGGAACCGUAGCCGGGGCCGCAGGAGCCACGGGGAUAGCGGCGGGAGCAGUAGCGGUGAAGGCGGGGAUCGUCACCGUUGGAGUGGCUGGUUCAGGACAUCAGAGAACGGCGUCGGGGAUCUUUAGCGGCUGGCGAUUCGUUUUGGACUGUCCUCCUCGAGCCAGUGUUUCGCUGUCAGAGAGAAAGAUUGUGCUUCUUGGGAAAACAGGAGACGGCAAAAGCAGCGCUGGGAAUACAAUUCUUGGAAAAAAUGUGUUCAGCACUAAAGCUUCAGCUAAUUCUGUAACAGAUAAAUGUGUAAGUGCAGCUGGGAUGCUCGAUGGAAGAAAGAUCACAGUGAUUGACACACCUGGAUUCUUUGACACAGAUCGUGAUGAAGAGGAGAUCAAAUCUGAGAUUGUGAAAGCUCUGACUCACUGCGCUCCAGGCAUCAAUGCUUUUGUCAUGGUCCUAAAGGUCGGAAGAUACACAAGACAAGAAAACGAGGUGGUACAGAAAAUCCUGAACACCUUCAAAGAUGAACACCUCUUAAAACACACAGUGAUCUUAUUCACUUUUGGUGAUCAACUAGAAGACCAAACCAUUGAAGAGUUUGUGAAGGCCAGUUCACAACUACAGGAGCUGGUUGAUAAAUGUGGAGGUCGCUGUCACGUCGUCGACAACAAAUACUGGAACAACUGUCAUUCAGGGUACACGAGCAACAGGGUUCAGGUGAAAAAUCUGCUGGAGACCAUCGACAAGAUGGUGGAAGAGAACGGCUGCUACAGCAAUGAGCUUCUUCAGAUGUUGGAGAAAGAAAUUCAAGAGGAAAUGAAAAAUAAUAAGAACUUGCCUCCAGAAGAGCAACGAGAAAAAGCAAAGAAAAUUGUUCAUAAAAAAUUUCUUAAGCAGCUUGUAGGAGCAUCAACAGCAGUGGUGAUCGGUGCUCUUCUGGGAGCAUGUGUUGCAGUAGCUUUUGUUUAUACUUUAUUAAAACCAUUGAAAAGAUGUAUUGCUAAAAGAGGUGCAGUAGUAGUGACAGAAAAUGUAGCGGAAUCAAGUGAGGAAUUUAAACUUGUGGCUUCAAGAAGAGUAGGAGUAGUAGCAAAAGCAGGAGUAGCUGUUAUUGGAGUCGCAGCUGUUGUAGGAGCUGCUGGAGGAGGAAUCACUGGAUGGAAAGCAGCAGAAGAAGCUGAUUCAGUGUAUGACGCCAUGAUCAAGGCAGCACAGCUUAACUACGAGAAUGCAACAGCUCUGGUUGAGAAAGCAGUAGAAGUAGUUCAGCUUGGGUCUAAGAAAAAAAUAAAAUAAAUGGAUAUUGACUAGCAUUUUCAUUUAGAGUAAUGCAUGAUCUCCAGCUUUAAGUUUUGGGAAUGUGUAAAUAACAAAAAAAAAAAAAUGCUUUUCAGAUUCAUUUAAACAUCAUUUGAGUAUUUGCUAGUGUGUUAAUUAAAUUGUGUUGCAGUCACACGUGUUUGAUUCUCUGUUCAGUUUCCUGUACAUGCGUAUAGAUGUGACCUGGGUUUCAUUACCGCAAAUCUUACCUAGAAAUGUAUCUUUUCUUCCUUGAGUUAUCAGUGACAAAAGAUAAUAAUCUAUUAAUAUAUGUGUGACUGAGUGUGUUUGAUUAUUGCACAGCCAGUGUACACGAUAACGGAGAUUAAAAAAAUAAUAAUAAUGGGGUAAAACAAUAUGCCUUUAAAAUGAUACUCUACAACAGUGCACAAUGUUU
This is a messenger RNA of Sinocyclocheilus rhinocerous, 1816 nucleotides long. RefSeq lists its product as uncharacterized. The record is from RefSeq and is a predicted model, not a curated record. The transcript has 3 exons. The coding region runs from base 1 to 1395 and encodes 464 amino acids. NCBI's taxonomy places the organism in Eukaryota, Metazoa, Chordata, Actinopteri, Cypriniformes, Cyprinidae. Gene Ontology annotation, molecular function: GTP binding.